AUGGCUCGUACCAUGUUGGAUGAGAUUAGGAAUAUUGUCUCCAUGGCAACUGACGCUGUCGACGAAGAGAUCAAAACGAAGCAUUUGCUCUACAGUAUAUUCAAGCCUGUUGCAGCUGCUGCGCACCUGACAGUUAUCGUCAGCUCAACACACUGCUUGAAAAGCAACAGAGAUAUCUUAGAUAUCACUGGAAAUGCUGACUUCGUCCUACAGCUUGGUGAUAAAUACGUCUGUGUGAUGCUAGCAAAGAAAGAUAUCAACCUAAAUGGCGAAGGUAGCAGCGAGGACGACUUUGAAUCAGGUGACGGUGACAUUGUGAAACGUGAAGUAGAGAAUGAACUAGCUCAAACUGUGAUGGUUAUGGAAAUCAUCAGUACUUACGCGACUAGGCGGUAUCAUUUCAAAAUACCGAGAGUGGCGCUUUAUUAA
Phytophthora nicotianae INRA-310 is the source of this 429-nucleotide messenger RNA. RefSeq lists its product as hypothetical. The record is from RefSeq and is a predicted model, not a curated record. The transcript has a single exon. Bases 1 to 429 code for a protein of 142 amino acids. NCBI's taxonomy places the organism in Eukaryota, Oomycota, Peronosporomycetes, Peronosporales, Peronosporaceae.